CGCAGUAUUUAUGCGGAGACAACAGUUCGUUGCUAAGCGUUUACAAGUAAACUGGUUACUCGGUCCGUCUCCACAACAACAACAACAAAAAAUAGCUUAAUGCACUUUUGAUUAUUGAAUCGAGAAUUGAAUUGAGUUCGCGAUGGCCUUGGCGGCGCCGACGCUCUACAAUUACUACACUUCCGGUGGUAUUUCGAACGGUCUUUCCGCGAAUCAACCGCACUUCACGCUAAAUGACAAGAACAUCACGAUCUAUAGCGGUGCUAUGCACUACUUCCGCGUCCCGAGGGCUUACUGGAGGGAUAGACUGAGGAGAAUGAGAGCCGCCGGUUUGAACGCGGUUGAAACUUACGUCCCGUGGAAUCUGCACGAACCGGAGGAGAAUAAUUUCGAUUUCGGGAAGGGCGGAAGCGAUAUGGAAGAUUUUCUUCAUUUGGAAGAGUUCUUGAGGACCGCCAAAGAGGAGGAUCUGUUCGCCAUAGUCCGCCCGGGUCCGUACAUCUGCUCGGAAUGGGAAUUCGGCGGAUUCCCCAGUUGGCUUUUACGCUACAAGAACAUCCAAUUGAGGACGUCGCAACAAUUGUUCAUGCAACACGUCGCGCGUUACUUUAACGUACUUUUAACGCUUCUGGCUACUCUGCAAUUCACCAAAGGCGGUCCGAUUAUAGCGUUUCAAGUUGAGAACGAGUAUGGAAGCACCGAGAGGAAAGAUAAAUUCGUACCGGACAAAGUGUACUUGGAGGAGCUCAGGCAGCUGAUGGUUAACAACAAGAUCGUCGAGUUACUUUUCACGUCGGAUGCGCCGAUGCACGGAACGGUUGGAACUUUACCGAAAUACUUCCUGCAAACUGCGAAUUUCGCAAACAAUCCGGAAGCGGAAUUCGAUAAGUUGAAGACGCUCCAGAAGGAUAAACCUACGAUGGCCAUGGAAUUUUGGACGGGAUGGUUCGAUCAUUGGUCAGAGAAUCAUCACACCAGAAACAAUACCGAGUUUAAGGAUGUUUUGGAGAGGAUUUUGAAGUAUCCGGCUUCGGUUAACAUGUACAUGUUCCACGGAGGAACCAAUUGGGGAUUCCUAAAUGGAGCAAACAUCAACGAUGGAAGCAUCGAUAAUCGAGGUUAUCAACCGGAUACGACUAGUUACGAUUACGAUGCGCCUUUAACAGAAGCAGGAGAUUACACGGAAAAGUACGUGAUGGUGAAGAGUCUGAUCGCGAAAUACACCAAAAUCAAUUUGCACACUCCCCAAACACCAGCGGAGAACCUGAGGAUUGCCUAUCCACCGAUACCGAUAACACAGCAGCUAGAUUUCGAAGAGAUGUUCAACGCCGUCGAUAUGAAGGUGCAACGAAUCCAUCCGAUUCCCAUGGAAUUCAUGCCGAUCAACAACAAUUCCGGUCAGAGCUACGGCUACAUAGUGUACAGGAAGGAGAACGUGACGAUACGGCCGGACUCGGUUUUGGAAAUCGGCGGAAGGGUUUGCGACACGGUGAUGGUUCUGGUGAACGGCGUUCUCCUAUCGAAACCGCUUCUGAAGAGUCAAGAUUUGAACGGUUUCGGUUACUGGCGCACCAAGAAUUCCAAAUUGAAUUUGGGAACGAGGGACUUGGAGGACGCAACUUUAGAGUUGAUCGUCGAGAAUUGGGGCAGGAACAAUUUCGGUUAUUUGGAUCAGUUCAGGCAGUACAAGGGGAUCUGGCAGGAUCAGAUUUAUUUGAAUAAACAAGGAUUGUAUAGUUGGGAGAUUGGUUCUUUGGAUUUUAAGAAGAAGUGGACUUUGGGUCUGAAGAAUUGGAGGACUUUCGAGGGGAAUUGGAUGCCGCAACCGGCGAUGUAUAAAGCCGUCUUCACGAUGAACGCGACCGCUCAAGACACUUACAUCGAUAUGUCGGAUUGGUACAAGGGAAUCGUCAUCUUCAACGGUUUCGUGCUCGGAAGAUACGCGAGGAUCGGACCUCAGCAAAGUCUUUAUCUUCCCGCACCGUUCAUCAAGCAAGGCGACAACGAAAUCAUCGUCUUCGAGCAUUUCUACGCCGCAAACACAAUCAAAUUCACCAAAGACCCAAUCUUUAAAACAGUUUAAUCUCUCUAUAUAU
Nicrophorus vespilloides is the source of this 2096-nucleotide messenger RNA. RefSeq names its product beta-galactosidase-1-like protein 2. The transcript has 2 exons. Gene Ontology annotation, molecular function: beta-galactosidase activity. Gene Ontology annotation, biological process: carbohydrate metabolic process. Gene Ontology annotation, cellular component: vacuole. The record is from RefSeq and is a predicted model, not a curated record. The coding region runs from base 143 to 2083 and encodes 646 amino acids. NCBI's taxonomy places the organism in Eukaryota, Metazoa, Arthropoda, Insecta, Coleoptera, Silphidae.